This is a messenger RNA of Cajanus cajan (pigeon pea), 2050 nucleotides long. Its product is annotated as protein LATERAL BRANCHING OXIDOREDUCTASE 1. NCBI's taxonomy places the organism in Eukaryota, Viridiplantae, Streptophyta, Magnoliopsida, Fabales, Fabaceae. The record is from RefSeq and is a predicted model, not a curated record.
UGCACUAAGGUUAUGCACGUAUUAAUUAAAAUGAAAUGGAAUAAAAUGAUAUCAAGUUCAUUAUAUAGUUAAUUUAAAAGAAGAUAAUUCUUUUUCUUCCUUCUCCAAUUCAUUGUAUGUGAUGAAAAUACUUUUAUGGAAUGUCUAAAUAAUCAAACAAAUUUUUCAUUCGAUCUCAUUUUAUUUUACUUAAUAUUAUAUAUUCAAACAAUCUAAAUGGCUAAACUUUGGCGAAUGUCAUUGUAGGUUGUGCAUCACGAAUCGUCCAUCCAUUAGAUUUUAUAAAUUGUUCCUCAAAUUACUUGGCGCUGAACAUUAAACUAAUGCAUGUGUCACUCAUCAUGAAAUAUCGUUCAAAAGCUCUGGCCCAAGAAUCGUGUAUUCAUAGGAUAGGGUCGGAUUCAUUGUCUCCUUAGAUUUCAUUUUUUCUUUGAUUUGAUGUAGGUUGAAAAUAAGAUAUGGUGUUAAAAGAAUGAUGCUUUUAUUUUAAAAGUAAAUUGAAGAAAAGAAGUGAUAUUCUUUAUAUUUUGUCAGUUUUAUUUUAUAGAAACGUGUCCUAGUGAGAAAAUAGCGACAGUCAAAGAUUCUGUACUGUAGCGACAACCGAAAACAUAAUAAAGGCAUGGCUGUGGAGGCAAGGUGGUACAAAAUCUUCCAUUCAAUUCAACUUGAUUCAGUUGACUUUUGUAUUAUUCGUAGAGAAGUGAUGGCAAAACGGUGUGAGGUAGAGAUAGUAGGUAAACCUGUCCAAGAGCUGGUGUUGAAUCCUGAAAAUCUGCCAAAAAAUUACACGUAUGAUGAAGGUGGUGCUGGAUUUCGUGAUGCUCUUGUGCCGUCACAGGACGAGAAUAUUCCCGUGGUCGACAUCCACCGCCUCUCAUCUCCAUCCACAGCACAACAAGAGCUUGCUAAACUUCACCAUGCACUCCAUUCAUGGGGCUGCUUUCAGGUAAUAAACCAUGGAAUGGAAAGCUCAUUUCUCAAUAAAGUGAGAGAAAUUGGAAAGCAAUUCUUUCACCUUCCAAAGGAAGAAAAGAAAAAAUGUGCGAGGGAACCAAACAAUGUUGAAGGAUAUGGCAACGAUAUAGUAUAUUCACAGAAACAUAGGCUUGAUUGGACUGACAGAGUAUACCUAAAGGUGCUGCCUGAAGAUCAGAGAAAUUUCAAAUUUUGGCCCCAAAACCCCAAUGACUUCAGGAGUACUGUCCUACAGUAUACCGAAAGCCUAAGGCUGCUAACUGAAGUAAUCCUUAAGGCCAUGGCAAAGUCACUGAACUUGGAAGAGGAUAGCUUCCUAAAUGAAUGUGGUGAGAGAGCUGCUAUGUUUCUGAGAUUCAAUUACUACCCUCCAUGUCCAAUGCCUGAUCAUGUUCUUGGCCUGAGGCCUCAUGCGGAUGGAUCCACCAUAACUUUUCUGUUACAAGAUAAACAAGUAGAAGGCCUCCAAGUCCUCAAAGAUGACCAGUGGUUUAAAGUUCCAAUCAUCCCUGAUGCUCUCGUGAUUAAUGUUGGUGAUCAAAUAGAGAUACUGAGCAAUGGAAUUUUCUGGAGCCCAGUACACAGGGCAGUGAUAGAUGCUGAAAAGGAAAGACUAACAGUGGCAAUGUUUUGCACCCCGGAUUCAGAAAAAGAGAUUAAACCGGUAGAUAAGCUAGUGAACGAGUCAAGGCCAGUGUUAUACAGACCCGUGAAAAACUAUCCUGAGAUCUAUAACCAGUAUUACCAGCAAGGGAUAAGACCAAUUGAAGCUUCAAAGAUUUAACUGCUCACCAAGCUUUAUGCUUCUCCGAAUUUAGCUAAACAAAAGAGAAUCAAAAUGUUAUAAAAUCUAUGGCAAUGGGUGCUACAAUUCACAUGAUGUCGUGUUAGUCUUGAUAGAUCGUUUAUUUUUUAAAAUGAUCUCAGCCUUGUGCAUUUUGGUUACGUUUGGAUUAAUCGGAAUGGAAUAAUUUGAUAUCUAGUUUCAUUAUAUAGCUAAUUUAAAAUAAGAUAAAAUGAAAGAUUUUUUUACCUUCUCCAACUUGAUGCAUGUAAUGAAAAUAUUUUUACU